Messenger RNA from Dunckerocampus dactyliophorus (ringed pipefish), 520 nucleotides. RefSeq names its product ring-box 1, E3 ubiquitin protein ligase (gene rbx1). NCBI's taxonomy places the organism in Eukaryota, Metazoa, Chordata, Actinopteri, Syngnathiformes, Syngnathidae. The record is from RefSeq and is a predicted model, not a curated record. Gene Ontology annotation, biological process: protein ubiquitination; ubiquitin-dependent protein catabolic process. Bases 60 to 386 code for a protein of 108 amino acids. Gene Ontology annotation, cellular component: cullin-RING ubiquitin ligase complex; nucleus. The transcript has 5 exons. Gene Ontology annotation, molecular function: cullin family protein binding; ubiquitin protein ligase activity; zinc ion binding.
UCUUGGUGGAAGUUCUGCUUUGCCGGCGACGUUUUUUCCAGGAAAUUUCUAAAUCCAAGAUGGCAGCGGCGAUGGAUGUGGACGCACCGAGCUGCUCCAGCAGUGGAGCAAGCAAGAAGCGAUUUGAAGUGAAGAAGUGGAAUGCUGUGGCACUGUGGGCCUGGGACAUUGUUGUGGAUAAUUGCGCUAUAUGUCGAAACCACAUCAUGGAUCUUUGUAUAGAGUGCCAGGCCAACCAAGCUUCUGCAACGUCUGAGGAGUGCACCGUAGCCUGGGGGGUCUGCAACCACGCCUUCCACUUCCACUGUAUUUCCCGCUGGCUAAAAACCAGACAGGUGUGCCCUCUGGACAACAGAGAGUGGGAGUUCCAGAAGUAUGGACACUAGCUGGAAUAUCGUCAUCACUUCCUCCUUGGCUUUUUUUUUUUUUUUUACCCACACUGCAGCUCUAUUUCCCUCCCAGCUUGUAACUAGGGUUGUUAAUAUGCAUCUUUUUUGUUUGAAAUAAACUAUACAAAGUA